AGCCUUCGGCAGCCGACGCUGUCCGCGAGCCUCACAUCGCAGCGAGGGCGGCCGGAGCGGAGCCCCGGGGCGCUCCCGCGGCCGGCGGCAGCCCCGGCUCGGCGCGCACACUGCGGCAGCGCCGCCGGCCGCCUCCCCCGCCCAGCCUCCUGCCGGCAAACUUUCCGCUCCGCCCGGGCGGGCCGGCGGCAGGGGCGGCGCCCGCAGCCCCGAGAGCCCGCUGCGGCCGCUGGUGCCUCGGCGGGCGGGAGUUUCGAGCCAAGUUUGCCCUCGUCGCUGGCCACCGCUGUCCGCAGCGAGGACGCGGGGACCGGAGCGCCCCCGGGCGCCAGAAGGGUCGGCCGGAGCCCUGGGCUGCGGGCUCGCUCCUCACCGGUGGGGCGCGAGGGCAGGGCAGGGCGCGGAGCGGAGCGAAACAGCCCCGCCGCGGCGCCCGGGUGCCGCCUCUCCGCCCGCCCGGGAGGAGGGACGGUCGCUGCGGUGCAGUGACGCUCCCCGCCCCCGUCCCACGGCGCAGCGCCUCGGCUCCCACCCCGGGUGGGCGCCGCAGCCCACGGCCGGGCCAGCCCCAGCCCUGCCGAGCCGGUCUCCGGGGCAAC
Messenger RNA from Pyrgilauda ruficollis (rufous-necked snowfinch), 599 nucleotides. RefSeq names its product translation initiation factor IF-2-like. The transcript has a single exon. The annotation marks the transcript as partial. The record is from RefSeq and is a predicted model, not a curated record. Lineage: Eukaryota; Metazoa; Chordata; Aves; Passeriformes; Passeridae.